Molecule: messenger RNA, 694 nt
Organism: Oppia nitens
Lineage: Eukaryota; Metazoa; Arthropoda; Arachnida; Sarcoptiformes; Oppiidae
Product: protein FAM177A1-like
Exons: 1
Coding region: 125-598 (157 amino acids)
Source: RefSeq, a predicted model, not a curated record
UGUUGUUGUCGUUGUUUACCAGUGUUUUGGUAAACAAACUAUUGAUUCAACAAAAAACAAAACAAAACAAAAACUAAGUGAAGAUUGAAAUCAAAUUGACUGAACAAAUGAAGACAUAAACAAAAUGGCGAUAAACAGUGAUAGCAUUGUAUGCGAUAUACAAACACCUAAAAGAUUAAUCCAUUGCAGCGAUGGUGUACUCGAAGAAUACGAUGACAGCGAUGAUGGCGAAGAUGUGACGCACACGACAACCACGACGACGGACAAUGACAUCAUCGAUGGCAACAACGGUUCCGCACAUAAGACAGACACAGUAUCACCGCUUUCAUCGGUCAAGAAUACAGUCCUAUGGAUGGGAAAUAAGACUUUGGAAGUAUGCGAUUAUUUGGGCGAAAAUUUGGCCAAUUUUUUAGGCAUAACAUCACCGAAGUAUGAAUCAGAGAUCAAUGAAUAUUACCGACAAAUGGCGGAACAGAAGAACUACGAAGAAAAACAAAAGUCAGAGUUUGCCGGUUGGCAGACAUCGUCGUCGGAUCUGAAACCAAGUGAUGAUCACAUUGUCACACACGAUGUGAUCAGUGAUUCACAGAAAUAUUGACCAAAAAUUUAUUUAUGAUUUUUUUAUUAUUGAAGAGAUAUCUUCAGUGUAUUUGUAAUUUUGUCACUUUUAAUACAAUUUUGAUAUAAUAUUUUU